AUGGCAAGUUCGAGUGCCAUCCUGGAGACCUACGAGCUGUGUUGGGCUUCGUGGGCUGGUGAGCCUGAGGUUGGAGUCAUCGUGGACAGGGCCAAGAGUUUCCUUGGCAGUUUCUCUGAGUACAUCGCGAGUCGCGGCUGCCGUUUCGACUCGGCCGCCAAGGCAGCAGCAUGGCAUAUCGCCAAAGUCGAGCGUCAUGGAGAUCUUUGGCAAGCCAUGUGGAGGAGAGUCGUGUGGGCCAAGCAUGUAGCGGGUUGCGAGGACGUCUUGAAGGCGGUGAUUGAGAUCAACCAGGCAAAGAAUUCUUUGAGCAGAAGAUCGGGUUUCUCACCAGCGCAGUGGGUACUUGGUCGAGACAUGCGUUUACCGGCAGACUUGAUGGGCGACGGCGAGGUGGAGCGCAUUGGAGCAGUGGCAGCAGUGGCGAAUGAGGACGCCAUCAAGCGGGCAGAACUUCGACAAGUACGACCAGAGCGUGGACCCUUCAAUGUCGGUGACUGGGUGCUCUACUACGAUCAGAGGGAGCAAGGAAAGAUACCCGAGAGUGUCAUCAACUGGAGAGGAGUUGCAAGGGUCAUCGGUCACGAGGGCAAGCACACUAUCUGGAUCGUGCACCGGGGUAUCACAAUCGCUUGUGCACCGGAGCAUCUCGCGAAGGCUUCAGAUGAGGAGGUCAGAGCCUGGCUUGUGACGGCGCAGGAAGCGGAUCUGAUCGACACCGCGGGAUGCCACCAGACUUUCGUGAAGACGGAGUUCCUGUACAGCCAGAGCCAGCGGCAGCGCAGCCACCUCCGGAGGCACCACCACCUGAGGUGCCACAGCCGAGUGGGAAGGAAGAAGUUCCAGCGCCACAGCCAGAAGCAGCAGAGCAACAAGAAGUGCCAGAAACACUUCGACAGGGCGGACCACCUGUACCUGAGGAGCCAGCUGGCGGCGUUCAAUGUCUACGACGACAGUAACCACAUGCUGGAGGCGGCCUACAUGACCUAUGAGGCGAAUCAGACCUUCUACGGGGAGCGCGGCAUCAGCAAGGAGGUCCUAGGCUUCGGAGUGGAGAGGAACGAGUUCGAGUACGCCUGCCAAGUCGGCCAGACUACCGCGAAGAAGGGCAGAAAGGCGAUGAGGUUGAAGGAGCUCAACGAGGAACAGCGCAGGAUGUUUACAGGACCUGGAGGUUCCGACCAGAAGGAGUGGGAGUCAUGGCAGGACUUGGAUGCUUGCGAGACCCUCGAUGUGGCGGAGAGCGAGAAGAUCUGGGAGACCAAGAGCGACCUUAUCAUCCCGGCCAAGUGGGUCAGGACAAACAAGAGCGAGGGCACCGUCGAAGGUGGAUUCGGGGCGAAGCCGAGGAUGGUGGUUCAGGGUUUCAAGGACAAGAGUCUUGGAGAGUACCGAAGGGACGCCCCUACAGCUUCGAAGCUCGCGGAGGCGAUGGUUCUUCUGGUGAUUGCAAGUACCAACAUGAUCAUGAGUUGCGGUGAUGUCAAGAAUGCCUAUGUUUCUGGACGCGGGAUUGGACGUGAGGCUUACAUCAGCCAGCCCCGAGGGGGACUUCCUGGCUUACAUCCCAGACAGCUUCUGAAGGCCAAGAAGGCAAUCUACGGUUUCGCGGAGGCGGCACGUUUAUUUUGGUUGGCUUUUUGUGAAGUGUUGGAGAAGGAUGGAUGGGUUCAAUCAGUCUUGGAACCAGCGUUAUUUUACUUGAGAGAUGACAGUGGCAUGCUGGUUGGGAUUAUGUGCACUCAUGUAGAUGAUUUGUUAGCGGGUGUUCUUGCAGAGUUUGAGAAGACAGCUUUCAAGUUUACGAGGGAGAAAUUGAAUUUCUCGAAGUGGCAGAAGGAGGAGUUUGUUUUCCGCGGUCGCGAGAUCAAGAGAAUGACGAAUGGCGAGGUCGGAGUCAUGAUGAAGGGUUACAGCCUGAAUAUGAAAGGCGUGACGAUACCCAGAGAUCGACGGAAGGAGCUCGCCAGCCCGCUGAAUGAGACGGAGAUCACUUCACUGCGACAAGCUACGGGUGAGAUCUCCUGGCUGGCGCGACAACUACGAGCGCAUCUAGCAUUUCAAGCAGGACACGCACAGCGAGCUAUGGUGGCUCCAUGUGUGGCGGAUCUAGUGAAGGUCAACAAGGCGAUACAUGAUGGAAAGCGAGGAGCGGACUACAUGCAGAAGUUCCCGACGGGGAUCCACUUGUCCAAGUCGGUAGUGGUCAUCAUGUGCGAUUCAGGACACGCGAAUGGUAACCCAGAGAGCGACGAGAUUAGCAGAUACAAGAGCAUUGGAGGACAUAUGCUGUUUAUUGCCGAGGAAGAAGUGCUCAGUGGAAAGUUGGUCAGAGCUGCAAUGAUGGACUAUAGUUCGAAGUCGACUCAACGCGUGUGCCGGAGCACGUUAGCUGCGGAGGCAUCCCAUUUAGCAGAUUCGCUUGAAGCUGGAUAA
Prorocentrum cordatum is the source of this 2436-nucleotide messenger RNA. The record is from the annotation of a GenBank genome assembly. NCBI's taxonomy places the organism in Eukaryota, Dinophyceae, Prorocentrales, Prorocentraceae.